CCUUUAUGACGCAACGUGACAGAAUGGCGUGCGCGGGAGAUGAAGUCGUGUUUAAAAAGGAAACUAUCAGCAAACUGUUGACAAAGUUUUUCAGGGAGGACAAAACCAAAGCGAGUAGUGAUGCUGUCCUGCUCAUGGCUGAGAUGCUGAAAGUGUUUGUCGAAGAGGCGGCACGCAGAACAGUUAAACAGGCCGACAGUGAGGACUGUGACACCAUUGAUAUUGAGCACUUUGAAAAGGUUCUGCCACAGUUGCUGCUUGAUUUUUAAUUUUUGCUGUGGAGCCAGAAGAUGGCGAAGUUGGAUCACAAACAACCUGGAUUUCACUUCAUCUCCUUUGCAGCUCCUUGUAUUGACUGUGUAUAAGUAUUUCAUGUAUGACUAAUAAUAAAU
Messenger RNA from Xyrauchen texanus (razorback sucker), 392 nucleotides. It is a transcript of the gene cenpx, whose product is annotated as centromere protein X. The transcript has 5 exons. Gene Ontology annotation, biological process: DNA repair; replication fork processing; kinetochore assembly. The record is from RefSeq and is a predicted model, not a curated record. Bases 6 to 269 code for a protein of 87 amino acids. NCBI's taxonomy places the organism in Eukaryota, Metazoa, Chordata, Actinopteri, Cypriniformes, Catostomidae. Gene Ontology annotation, molecular function: protein heterodimerization activity. Gene Ontology annotation, cellular component: Fanconi anaemia nuclear complex; FANCM-MHF complex.